Messenger RNA from Didymosphaeria variabile, 624 nucleotides. RefSeq lists its product as uncharacterized. Lineage: Eukaryota; Fungi; Ascomycota; Dothideomycetes; Pleosporales; Didymosphaeriaceae. The coding region runs from base 1 to 624 and encodes 207 amino acids. The transcript has a single exon. The record is from RefSeq and is a predicted model, not a curated record.
AUGAAAGAGUGGGUUUAUGACAACGUAAAGCCCCUUAUCGCACAACAAAUUGGGAAACUUUGCGAGGAGUCCCAACGAUCAACUCAUACAGCCGAAUGGGAUUCAAUCCAACAAGCAAGGAGAGCUCAAUCCACUGCGCCGCGUAGAUUUCGGAAUCACACUCCGCACCUAGAACCUCCAAUCACACCACCAAGAUUCUCUCGGGGCAUGACAGACCCCGAGUCUGUAAACCGGGGGAGAUCCAGAAGACCCGUGCCUACCAUUUCCAGGAUAUGGUUGAACGACGAAGGCGACCUCAGCGACGAAUCGUGGGAUAGUGAUGGCACCUACGUGAACGAGGCCGAGAAAGAUAAGGUCAAUCGCCCCGGAAGCAGCUUGGCCAACGAAUUGAAAAAGCUCACGGUCAAGGAGGAGACGAAAGAGUUAAUGGAACUAUCUCCGGAGAAGAUCCUAACACGCUUUCGACGACGAAGCCAGUCGCUUUCCAGAGCCAAAGGCAAAGCGGAGGGAAAGAGGGGCGAAGGGAAUACUCGUCAUGCAGAAAACGAAUACCGACUGCCUAUAAGGUCGAAUCCCACUACGAAGACGGCCUCAAGACCAAGGUCCCAGUCGAUUGAUAGAUGA